AUGGCGGGUACCACGAGUCGCGCGAGAAGCCCUGUUGGUGUAAAUGGAGACGGUCGACAGCGCCUAGUCGCAGAGAGAGAGACCAGACAGGGCAGGCAAGCAAAAGCGCCCGGCGAUGGCGGCUUUGCCGAGCAUGUCUGGUCGCGCCGGACCAAAACAAUGUGCAAAGACACGCCCGGGUACGCGACACACCUGUCUUUAGGUGGUCAUGUAGUCCUCCUGGCACCUGAUACUGUGCUGUACCUCGACGCCGAGCCGACUCUGGGCUCACGCCAGAGCUCAGAACAGGGAGCUGAGCGGUCCCCCGCCCAAGCCAAUUCUCUCUGUUCCUCUCCACUCACUCUUCUUCCUGCCACCUGGCUUUCACGUUAUUUAUGCUUUUGA
This is a messenger RNA of Fusarium venenatum, 384 nucleotides long. Lineage: Eukaryota; Fungi; Ascomycota; Sordariomycetes; Hypocreales; Nectriaceae. The record is from RefSeq and is a predicted model, not a curated record.